ACCACUCUCCCUUCUUUCAGUUUGCAAAGCUCUUAUCGAUCCUUGCAAGUAUUCGCUCCUCGCGCGUGUUCAGCAGGGUAAACAUUGCAGACCCCGGGAAUCGGGACUGUACUUUUCGGGUGUAAAAGACGAUGUAUGUCAUCUUAGAUUAAAUGUGUUCGCACGAGACACGCCACAUCGUUCAAUGUUGACGAAGACUGGCUUUGAAAUUCCUAGACGGGAGAAUAAGAGACCCAGUGCAAGGAGCGCAAGCCGCGUUUGACAGGUGCCAUCGUUCGGCUCGGCUACGGAGAUGUCGCCUGUUCAGAGAACAAUGUCCGACCUCCGGUCCCGUGCGGAAGGUUAUGAGAAAACGGAAGAUGGGGGAUCUGAGAAGACCUCUCUAGCCGGCCAGGAGGACGCCAGACUCAUCUACAUCAAUCAACCUCAAUUUACCAAAUUCUGCUCCAACCGGGUCAGCACUGCGAAGUACAAUGUCCUCACCUUCCUGCCUCGCUUCCUCUACUCCCAGUUCAGGAGAGCGGCCAACUCCUUUUUUCUCUUCAUUGCACUCCUACAGCAAAUCCCAGAUGUGUCCCCCACCGGGCGCUGGACCACGUUGGUGCCCCUCCUCUUCAUCCUGGUGGUGGCAGCGGUCAAAGAGGUCAUUGAAGACUUGAAGCGGCACAAUGCGGACAGUGUGGUCAACAAAAAGGAAACACAAGUGCUGCGGAACGGCGCCUGGGAGAUUGUGCACUGGGAGAAGGCAGUGGUGGGCGAUAUAGUUAGAGUAAAUGGCAAAGAUAACAUUCCUGCAGACAUGAUUCUGCUAUCGUCCAGUGAGCCGCAAGGAAUGUGUUACAUCGAAACCUCCAACCUGGACGGGGAAACCAACCUGAAAAUCAGACAGGCUCUCCAUGUCACCUCUGAAAUCAAAGAGAUCGACAGCCUGAUGCGCUUGUCAGGCCGCAUGGAGUGUGAGAGCCCCAACAGGCACCUGUACGAGUUUGUGGGAAACCUGCGCCUGCAGGGGCACAGCACUGUUCCCCUUGGACCUGACCAGAUCCUCCUGAGGGGGGCACAGCUGCGGAACACCCAGUGGGUGCACGGCAUUGUGGUCUACACCGGCCACGACACCAAACUCAUGCAGAACUCCACGCGGCCGCCCCUGAAGCUGUCCAACGUGGAGCGCAUCACCAACUUCCAGAUCCUGGUGCUGUUCGGCUGCCUGCUGGGCAUCUCCCUGGUCUGCUCCAUCGGCCAGACCAUCUGGAAGUACUCCAUCGGCAACAACGCCUGGUACAUGGACCUCAACUAUGGUGGAGCGGCUAACUUUGGCCUCAACUUCCUGACCUUCAUCAUCCUCUUCAACAACCUCAUCCCCAUCAGCCUGCUGGUCACGCUGGAGGUCAUCAAGUUCGUGCAGGCCUUCUUCAUCAACUGGGACACUGACAUGCUAUACGAGGCCACCAACACCCCGGCCAUGGCACGCACCUCCAACCUGAAUGAGGAGCUGGGCCAGGUGAAAUAUAUUUUUUCGGACAAGACUGGGACCCUGACCUGCAAUGUAAUGCAGUUCAAGAAGUGCACUAUCGCCGGUGUUGCCUAUGGCCACACUCCUGAGCCAGAGGAAGGUGGUAUGGCUGAGGAGGACUGGCACAGCUCAGAGUCCUCGGAGGAGGCUGGGUUUAAUGACCCCAGCUUACUGGAGAACCUCCAAAGCAAUCAUCCGACGGCCCCUGUGAUCCUGGAGUUCAUGACCAUGAUGGCCAUCUGCCACACGGCCGUUCCCGAGCGAACCGACGACAAGAUUGUCUACCAGGCUGCCUCCCCUGAUGAGGGAGCCCUGGUACGAGCUGCCCGGAAUCUGGGCUUUGUGUUCUCUGGGAGAACGCCCAACAGCGUCAUUAUGGAAUCGUUGGGGGAGGAGGAGAAAUAUGAGCUGCUGCACGUGCUGGAAUUUACCAGUGUAAGGAAAAGAAUGUCUGUCAUCAUGCGCACUCCAGCCGGCCGGAUCCGCCUCUACUGCAAAGGAGCUGACACGGUCAUCUAUGAUCGGCUGGCUGACAGCUCCAGAUAUAAGGACAUCACCCUCAAACACCUGGAGCAGUUCGCCACCGAGGGUCUGAGGACUCUGUGUUUUGCGGUAGCUGACAUCAGUGAGUCGUCGUACCAGCAGUGGCUGGAGCUGUACCAGCGUGCCGCCACCUCUCUGCAGAACAGAGCCCUGAAGCUGGAGGAGAGCUAUGAGCUCAUCGAGAAGAAUCUGCAGCUACUGGGCGCCACGGCGAUUGAGGACAAGCUGCAGGACAAGGUGCCGGAGACCAUCGAGACGCUGAUGAAGGCCGACAUCAAGAUCUGGAUCCUGACCGGGGACAAGCAGGAGACCGCCAUCAACAUCGGCCACUCCUGCAAGCUGCUGACCAAGAACAUGGGCCUACUGGUGAUAAAUGAAGACACGCUCGACGCCACCAGAGAGACCUUGAGCCACCACUGCGGGAUGCUGGGAGACGCACUGCACAAGGAGAACGACUUCGCCCUCAUCAUCGACGGCAAGACGCUCAAGUAUGCCCUCACCUUCGGAGCUCGCCAGUACUUCCUGGACCUGGCCCUGUCGUGCAAGGCUGUCAUAUGCUGCAGAGUGUCCCCUCUGCAGAAGUCGGAGGUGGUGGAGAUGGUGAAGAAGCAGGUGCGCGUCAUCACUCUGGCUAUCGGUGACGGUGCCAACGACGUGGGCAUGAUCCAGACAGCACAUGUGGGCGUGGGCAUCAGUGGCAACGAGGGCCUGCAGGCUGCCAACUCCUCCGACUACUCCAUCGCACAGUUCAAGUACCUGAAGAACCUCCUGCUGGUCCACGGGGCCUGGAACUACAACCGCGUGGCCAAGUGCAUCCUCUACUGCUUCUACAAGAACAUCGUGCUCUACAUCAUUGAGAUCUGGUUUGCCUUCGUCAACGGCUUCUCCGGACAGAUCCUGUUUGAGCGCUGGUGCAUAGGCCUCUACAAUGUGAUCUUCACAGCUUUGCCUCCCCUGACUCUUGGCAUUUUUGAGCGAUCUUGCCGGAAGGAGAACAUGCUGAAGUAUCCUGAGCUCUAUAAAACAUCCCAGAAUGCAAUGGGCUUCAACACAAAGGUCUUCUGGGCACAUUGUCUGAACGGCCUGUUCCACUCUGUCAUCCUCUUCUGGUUCCCCCUCAAAGCCUUCCAGCACGACACGGUGUUUGGGAACGGAAAGACUCCAGACUAUCUCCUCCUGGGGAACAUGGUGUACACGUUUGUGGUGAUCACGGUGUGUCUGAAAGCUGGACUGGAGACCUCAUCCUGGACUACAUUCAGCCACAUAGCCAUCUGGGGCAGCAUCGGCCUGUGGGUGGUGUUCUUCGGCAUCUACUCCUCACUCUGGCCUCUCAUCCCCUUCGCUCCAGACAUGUCGGGAGAGGCCGACAUGAUGUUCAGUUCUGGCGUGUUCUGGAUGGGCCUGAUCUUCAUCCCCAUCACCUCGCUGGUCUUCGACGUGGCCUACAAAGUCAUGAAGAAGGUGUGCUUUAAGACCCUGGUGGACGAGGUUCAGGAGCUGGAGGCCCUGUCCAAGGACCCCGGGGCCGUGGUGCACGGAAAGAGUCUGACUGAGAGAGCGCAGCUUUUGAAGAAUGUCUUUAAGAAGAGCACAGUUAGUCUUUACCGUUCGGAUUCCAUGCAGCAAAACCUGCUCCACGGCUAUGCCUUCUCCCAGGACGAGAACGGCGUGGUGUCCCAGUCGGAGGUGAUCCGGGCCUACGACACCACCAAGCAGCGCACCAGCGAGUGGUGAGGAGACGCCCUGCACCCAGCCAAGGCCACCGAGCGAGCGAGCCAGCCAGCCAACGUCCACCAGUGGGGGGGUCUCCUACUCCUGCUGCCUUCUCCUCUCUGCUGUCUUCGGCAGCAGACCUUUUGUCUGGCCACCGGGGCCCUCGGAUUCACCUCAAGCCCCAAUGGAGGAGCCACGGGGUGUCUGGACUGUGUAUGUGUGUACUGUGAGUGUGUGUGCGUAUGUGUGCGUGCAUGUGCGUAUGUGUGCGUGCAUGGAAAAGUGUGUGUGUGUGUGGUUGUAUGUGUGUGGGGGGGUGUGCGCAUGUGUGCAUGUUUGUGUGUGUGUGCUUCAAGUGUGUACCGUCUCAGACACACCAUCCAGGCCGUCAUGACAACAACGGAGAAAACAAAAAACAGCUAUGAAGGAGAAUAGAGCUUAUGGAUUCUCAACAUCUUAGAAAAAAAGGGAAAAGCGAAGGAAAAUGUUGAAAUCAAAAGAAAAAAAUUAUAUUACAAAAAAAAUCUAUAUUGUCUGAAGUUUCUCUUCACUUACGCUGUUAGUUGUGUGUCCAGAAGAAAUGAUUACUACUGUGCUUGCAUCUUUUUUUGUUUUCUUCUUCUGCUGUAAUGUGGUUGUUUUGCAGUUGUGUUUCGUGGUCUGAGUGGCCUCCCCUUCUACUGAAUGAGAGGGGGAGGGUGGUGUCUACUACUGCUCUGAAAUGACUCUUCACAUAAGAAUUUACUUGAUUGUGAUGCCAAACUGUUGUCCCAAAAUUGAACGUUUCUUUGUUUUGUUGGGGUUUUGUUUUUUAUUUCUCGACGCUUUGGAGUUGUCCCGCUGAGGGACGUCACACUCGAUAUGUCUCACUCUGUUAAAAAUUCAAAACAAAUUUUCGUUUCAACGAGAACAAAAAACGAGAGUUUCCAGAAAGCACUCUCAGUGGAGACAGCCAAAGAACACAGUCCAGAAUGCAAUCUCGAUUUCCAACAUAAAAUCCGUACAUGUGCGUUUUUAAAAAAAACUGUCGACGCGUUCAAACGGCCAUGUCCUCGCUCGCGUCUCUCUGUCUUGGCACUGAACAGAUCACUGCACUCGCGCUUCGUUUUUUUGUUUUUUUUAAUUACUUUCCAUGUCGGACUCUUGCACUUGAUGGUCUACUGUCUUGAAGCCUUACAUUUGGUGUUGCCUUCAGCCAUAGUUACUUUAAUGUUGAUUUGUUUAUGCGUUUUUAAGUUCAGUUCAUUAAUAUUUAAUAGUUUGUUGGUAGAUUUUGUGCCACUUCAUUUGUCCUGCAGAAGUUAGUGGUUGUCACAUCAGCCAUCUUUGUUUGUUAUUAUUAUUUUGCAUAGCAUUGUUUUACUAGCUUUAAUUUAAUUUAAUUUAAUAGCUCUUUACUAUUAAUGUGCAUUCCAUGUGUUUUAUCGGCUGCGACGAUCACAAUGGUGCCUAACUAGCAGUUUAGGUUUCUGUUUUAUUUCCCUGCAAAGAAAGUAUUUCAGACUCAACACACUUAGCGUUAGCGUCGUCGCUCACUAUGUCCGUGAGACAAAGAUGUCCUCUUUGUCCCUCAAAAGACAGACAUGAUGGGAUCGUAUCCUGCACUGAGACACGCACGUGUCUCUAACAUGUAAUAUAUAGUAAAGGGGUGCCCUUACCAGCCGAUGGACAGACCCAACUCAAGUCUUUGUCCAGUUAACGUUAGAGUAACGUCGGCCGGGCCUAACCAACUACAGCGACUUUUACUUCAUCCCUGCUCUCUCCUUCAGAAUGGAGAAUCUAUCCUACAAACAUAAGUGCCAUUAGCUCGAGGGAAAACAAAACAAAAAGAAGAAGAAGAGAUAACCUGGAAAAUCCACACAGUAUUGGAAAUACUUUGUGUCGAUAGUUAUUUUGUGAAUUUGUAUUUUUAUAUUGGACGAGUAUGACUUUUCAGAUUGACCUGCUUUGUAAACGAAUUGUCCUUUUUUCCAGACAAUAACAGUGGUGAAUGAGGUGCUUGUUCUUUUUGUUUGUUUGUUUAUUUGUUUGUUUUAGUUUUCUGUAUGACUAAGAGGUCUGUAAUGUUAUUAAUGCUUCUAAUUGAUUUUCUAGUCCAAUGAUUGUGCGUUGUGUCGUUUUGGUUUCCUUCUCCCUGUGGGAGACAAGGUCGUGGCGUGAGUAACCAGCGGGUGUCGUUUGCAUGUGCAUGGCUGCGUUGGUUCGUUCGUUGGUUAAUUUGUGUGUUGAAGUGCGAGUGUGUGUGUGUGUGUGUGUGUGUGUGUGUGUGUGUGUGUGUGUGUGUGUGUGUGU
Engraulis encrasicolus (European anchovy) is the source of this 6061-nucleotide messenger RNA. RefSeq names its product ATPase phospholipid transporting 8A1 (gene atp8a1). The transcript has 37 exons. The coding region runs from base 293 to 3790 and encodes 1165 amino acids. Gene Ontology annotation, molecular function: ATP hydrolysis activity; magnesium ion binding; ATP binding. Gene Ontology annotation, biological process: phospholipid translocation. Gene Ontology annotation, cellular component: plasma membrane. The record is from RefSeq and is a predicted model, not a curated record. NCBI's taxonomy places the organism in Eukaryota, Metazoa, Chordata, Actinopteri, Clupeiformes, Engraulidae.